This is a messenger RNA of Macadamia integrifolia, 906 nucleotides long. RefSeq names its product bidirectional sugar transporter SWEET14-like. Gene Ontology annotation, cellular component: membrane. The coding region runs from base 1 to 906 and encodes 301 amino acids. NCBI's taxonomy places the organism in Eukaryota, Viridiplantae, Streptophyta, Magnoliopsida, Proteales, Proteaceae. The record is from RefSeq and is a predicted model, not a curated record. Gene Ontology annotation, biological process: carbohydrate transport. The transcript is spliced from 6 exons. Gene Ontology annotation, molecular function: sugar transmembrane transporter activity.
AUGGCCAUAUUAACAAUUCAUCAUCCAUGGGUGUUUGCUUUCGGUCUCUUAGGUAACAUGAUAUCGUUCAUGGUUUACCUCGCCCCAUUGCCAACGUUUUAUGGAGUUUACAAGAAGAAAACAACAGAAGGGUUUGAGUCAGUGCCUUACGUAGUUGCACUAUUCAGUGCAAUGCUCUGGAUGUACUAUGCAUUCCUCAAGUCGGAUGCUAACCUUCUCAUAACCAUCAACUCCAUCGGAUGUGUCAUAGAGACUAUCUACAUAACCAUGUUCUUGGCUUAUGCACCUAAGAAAGCCAAGAUUUUGACAACGAAGCUGAUUCUCUUAUUGAACCUUGGGGUGUACAGUUUGAUUCUUCUUCUCACUCUCUUAUUAGUGAAAGGACCAAUCCGUGUUCGGAUUGUUGGAUGGGUCUGUGUUGCAGUUUCUGUGAGUGUCUUCGCGGCGCCUUUGAGUGUUCUGAGGAUGGUUAUAAGAACCAAGAGUGUGGAGUUCAUGCCAUUUCCUCUAUCCUUCUUCCUCAUUAUAAGUGCAGUAAUGUGGUUCUCAUAUGGUUUACUAGUCAAGGACUUGUACAUUGCACUACCAAACACAUUGGGCUUCAUAUUUGGGGUGAUCCAAAUGGUGAUGUACAUGAUCUACAAGAACAAUGACAAAGUAAAAGGAGACUUAAAAGAGAAGAUGCCGGAGGAGAACACAGUCGAUGUUCUCAAUCUCAAGCAAAGCGCAAUGGAGAUUUCAGAUUUUCAACAAAUUUAUAAUGGAAAUGGAAAUGGAAAUGGAAAUGAUGUAGAGGAAGACCACAAACAGAAGGUGAAUGGAAGAGCCAACGAACACGACCUUCAAAAAAUUAGGGGAACCCCAACCGGAGUCGAUGACAUCCAAGCUAUUGUGUGUCCAGUUUGA